AAACUUAUUCAUAUACAGGUAUUUGAACGUUAAAUAGUUAUGUUUAUAGCAGUAUUGCUCUGUUGGUACUGACGUAUCGUAGAACGCACCGUAGAACGCAGAUUUGUUUACAAUUAAUACGCUUUCUGCCAGGUUCCUACUAAACUGCCACUGACCGACCGGAAUAUCUACAGUGUACAUGUUUGUUAAAUUGCUGAGAAUAUCCAGAUACAAGACAAGUAAGAUGAUCUGGAAUUACAUCGUUUUAAUCCUCUGUUUACCAGCCUUCUCAUCCGGUAAUGAACGAACGAAGAAGGUUCUACUAAUCUCCAUGGAUGGAUUUAGAUGGGAUUAUCUAGAUAUGGUUCCAGAUUUACCCAACAUCAAAAAGAUGGCGGAUAAGGGUGUUAAAUUGCAGUAUGUAAACAACACUUUUAUCACAACCACUUUUGCUACACAUUACUCCAUAGCAACAGGUUUGUGGGAAGAGCACCAUGGAAUUGUUGGUAAUCAAAUGUAUGAUCCCGUAUUUAAAGAAAAAUUUAGUUAUGGUCCAAAUAUAGAAAAAUGGUGGAACGGGGGAGAACCAAUCUGGAUAACAGCAACUAAGCAAAAGUUGAAAACGGCUACUUAUUUCUGGCCCGGAAGCGAGGUUGAACUUCAAGGCCUACGACCGACUUUCUGGAAGCCGUAUAACAAAUCUGUCCCGUUCCAGGAACGAUUGGACACUGUUGUCAAUUGGUUCCAAAAUGAAAAUGUUGACAUGGCUACCCUGUACUUCUAUGAACCGGACAGUACCGGGCAUUCGUAUGGACCUUACUCUGAGGAGGUCAAAGAUAAAGUUAGAUAUAUGGACGGCGUCCUGGGAAAUCUAAUGUCUCAACUUAAAGAAGCUGGUGUUUUAGACACGUUGAAUAUAAUAUUAACCAGCGAUCAUGGUAUGACUGCCGUUAACAAAACCACUCGCUUAAUUGAUAUCUCCAACUAUGUAAAUAUGUCGGACAUUGUCAGGAUGCCGGACAAGGGAGCAAUUAUGCAGAUUGAACCUGUUGCUGGUAGAGAACAGGCUGUUUAUGAUGGUUUGAAAAAUGCCCAUCCGAACAUGACCGUUUAUUUGAAGAAUGAUAUCCCAGAACAUUUCCAUUUUAAAAACCAUAGGAGAAUCAUGCCUAUACUUGCUAUAGCUUCCGACGGCUGGUUAAUAGAUCAUGGGCCACUAAGCUGGGAUCCACAUGGGCAACAUGGUUACGAUAAUCGACUAUUAGACAUGCGUCCUAUCUUCCUAGCUCAGGGCCCUAAUUUUAAGAAGAACAUGACGGCCCAUUCCAUCAAUUCUGUUGAUAUUUAUCCAAUGAUCUGUGAAUUAUUAGACAUUAAACCAGCUCCACAUAACGGAACGUUAGAUAUAGUGUCUAACCUUCUAAAUAUUUCAGUAAAAGAUAUCAACGGAGGUAAUAAAAGGGAAACAACUCUAAUUACCAUAGUUGUGAUGGUGGUUCUGAGCUCCGCUUGUACCUUUUAAAUAGACAUAUAAUAGCAAGACCUUUAUUAUCUUAGUUAUUUCUGUAAUAAGAAGUUGAUGUUGUUUUUUUUUUCUAAAUUUAAAAUCUCCAUAGAAUAAGCGCUACACAUAGCUAAAUAAAUUUGUCGUUUUGUAAUAACCAAAUCUGAUCUUGAAUGAAUUUACAUCCGUCUAUAUUUAAGAGCUCAUAAUAUAGUCAUCUAGGUUUGGCGAUUUGCUUGAGAGAUUUCAAACGAAGUCUUACUUGUGGUGACAGAUUUUGACUGAACUUGCAAAAAAGGUAGGCUAUAACCAUCUUUCUUCUGGUGACAGAUUUAGCUUAAACUCGCUGGAAAGGUAUAGCCAUUUUUUCGCUAUUUUUGUAAUAAAUUUAUAAAUGUUUUAAUUAAAUACGCAUUAUGUAAGAGCUAAAUCAGCCUAUUGCAGUCUUAUUUUGGCUUCAGGAGAUAUUAAAACUAUUAUCUAGACAUUUAUUCACUCUAGAACAUCGGAUGGCGGAGAUUUAAACGGAUUAAAACAUGGUCGCCAUCUUAUGAUUUAAUAAUUACUCUAGAACAAUUAAAACACAUAACAUAGCUAGGUUUUUGUUCGUUGUUUUGUAAUAAAUUAAUGUUUUUAUUAAUUACCUUAGAACAAGUAAAACACAUAACAUAGCAAAAAUUAUUUUUCGUUAUUUUUGUAAUAAAAUUUAUUAAUAGAACACCGUUUUUAUGGGAUACAAUCACUAGUUUUAUUAAAAAAUCACGACGUUUCAACCAGUAUCCCCUUAUCGUUAUCAAGCACAAUGGCAUAUAUAGUAAACUUAAUGUGUUUCCCGAUCCUAAAUGCCACUCAAAGAUUAUUAAAUUUAUGUAUUUAUUAAUUGCUCUUGAACAAGUAAAACACAUAUGGUA
This is a messenger RNA of Patella vulgata (common limpet), 2394 nucleotides long. Its product is annotated as ectonucleotide pyrophosphatase/phosphodiesterase family member 5. The transcript is spliced from 7 exons. The record is from RefSeq and is a predicted model, not a curated record. NCBI's taxonomy places the organism in Eukaryota, Metazoa, Mollusca, Gastropoda, Patellidae. Bases 179 to 1501 code for a protein of 440 amino acids.